Talaromyces stipitatus ATCC 10500 is the source of this 1065-nucleotide messenger RNA. RefSeq names its product microtubule associated protein EB1, putative. Gene Ontology annotation, cellular component: microtubule plus-end; cytoplasmic microtubule; microtubule organizing center. Gene Ontology annotation, biological process: protein localization to microtubule plus-end; spindle assembly; regulation of microtubule polymerization or depolymerization. Gene Ontology annotation, molecular function: microtubule plus-end binding. The transcript is spliced from 6 exons. NCBI's taxonomy places the organism in Eukaryota, Fungi, Ascomycota, Eurotiomycetes, Eurotiales, Trichocomaceae. Bases 1 to 747 code for a protein of 248 amino acids. The record is from RefSeq and is a predicted model, not a curated record.
AUGAGUGAGUCAAGGCAAGAGCUUUUAGCAUGGUUGAACAACCUCCUUCAGCUCAACAUUACCAAAGUUGAGCAGUGCGGUACAGGAGCGGCUUUCUGCCAAAUAUUCGAUUCGAUCUUCAUGGAUGUGACUAUGAACCGUGUCAAAUUCAAUGUCAAUACCGAAUAUGCAUACCUCCAAAAUUUCAAGGUCCUCCAAAAUACGUUUAAUCGUCACCAGAUCGACCGACCGGUCCCCGUCGAGGCUCUAGUGAAAUGCCGUAUGCAGGACAACCUCGAAUUUCUUCAAUGGGCCAAAAAAUUCUGGGAUCAACAUUACCCCGGCGGUGACUACGAUGCCGUUGCUCGUCGCAAAGCAUCAGGCGGGCCGGCGGCAUCAGCAGCUCCCGUAUCAGCAGCCCGUACCAGCAGUGCCGGCGCUCGACGAGGCGGUACCACUCCCACCGGCGCCGGCGUUCGACCUCGUGUAGGUGGUGCAGCAGCCGGACCGGGAGUCGCGGCAUUGAACCAGGAGAUUGCGGCACAAAAGGAAGCCAUUGCGGGACUUGAGAAGGAACGUGAUUUUUAUUUUGCCAAAUUGCGCGAUAUCGAGUUGUUGCUGCAGACGGCUGUUGAGGCGGAUCCGAAGUUGGAGGAGGAUGAUGAUUCGUUGGUGAAGCAUAUCCAGGGUAUUCUAUAUUCGACUGAGGAAGGAUUUGAGAUUCCUGCAGAAGCCGAAGAAGGUCAAGAGGAGCUGGAGACGUUUUAGUCGUGGCAUUGUUCGAGUCGUACUUCUUUUCACAUCCUCGCCUAUUGUCCUUUGAGUAUACUAUCCAAAUACCCGCCUCCUCAAUCCCGUCGUUUCUAUUCUCAGCGUCAUCCUCUCUUUUCUACCUUAUCUUUACAUCUUCGCCUCUCGGUGUUCCAAGAGUCGCCAUCACUGGAUCAACUUGAGUUGUCUCCUCAGAAAAACGCAUUUACCUACCACGCCUUGUUUCCUUUGUUAGAGAGACUGACAUAGUUGCGGACCUGUCUUGUAGCUAUAGAUUGUUUCGAUUCAAUGCACUGAAACAUUAACUAGUUACGU